AUGCCGACCUUUAUCGAGAAGCCUGAAAAGGCUACCAAGGACGAGGCUCCCUUCCUCCCCGAUGAGCCUGCAGGGCCCACUGUCGUCACUGCGUUUCCGGGUCCUAAGAGCAAGGAGGCAGUACGAAGACUUGACAAAGUCUUUGAUGCUAGCGCGGCGGUCCUCAUGGUAGACUACCACAAGAGCUAUGGCAACUAUAUUGCCGAUGUUGACGGCAAUGUCAUGCUGGAUGUGUACGCCCAAAUCGCCUCUAUCCCGGUGGGAUACAACAAUCCUACUUUGCUAAAGGCUGCAACCUCUCCGGCUAUGGCGUCCGCGCUUAUCAACCGUCCCGCUCUGGGUAACUUCCCUCAGAACGAUUGGGCUAGCAUCCUAGAGACGGGGUUGCUCAAGGUGGCACCCAAGGGCAUGAACCAAGUCUACAUGGCCCUCUCAGGAGCCGACGCAAACGAGUUGGCCUACAAGGCUGCCUUCAUUUGGAAACGGCAGCAAGAACGAGGUCAGCGCGAUGCAGGAUUCACGCAGGAAGAGCUUGACAGCACCAUGCUCAACCAUCAGCCAGGAUCGCCCAAUCUUUCCAUCAUGUCAUUCAAAGCCGCUUUCCACGGCCGUCUCUUUGGCAGUUUGUCCACCACUCGCAGCAAGCCGAUCCACAAGCUUGACAUACCUGCCUUUGACUGGCCUCAGUGCCCGUUCCCAGCCAUCAGGUAUCCCCUUGAGGAUCAUAUUGAGGAAAACGAGUGGGAGGAGAAGAGGUGCUUGGAGGAAGCCGAGCACAUCAUCAAGAGCUACCCCAGCAAAGUCGCCGCUGUCAUCGUGGAGCCAAUCCAGUCGGAAGGUGGUGACAAUCACGCAAGUCCUGCCUUCUUUCAGGGACUUAGAGAGAUUACGAGACGUCACAAGGUUCUCUUGAUCGCUGACGAGGUCCAAACCGGUGUUGGGGCGACUGGCCGUUUCUGGGCGCAUGAACAUUGGGGCUUAUCUGAUGAUCCUGAUAUGGUUACCUUCUCGAAGAAGGCUCAAACAGGCGGUUUCUACUUUGGCAACCCUGAUCUGAGGCCCAAUAAGCCGUACCGAUUAUUCAACACUUGGAUGGGAGACCCAGCCCGUGCCAUCCUCUUCGGUGCCAUUAUCGACGAGAUUGAGCGACUGGACUUGGUGAAGAACACAGGUACAGUUGGGGAUUAUCUUUACAGCGAAAUAGAGAAGCUGGCCAAGAAGUAUCCCGGAAAGUUUGGCAACCUACGAGGCAAGGGAGAGGGAACAUUUAUCGCGUUCGAUAACCCUCGGCGGGACGAGUUUUUGGCUCUAGCUAAAACCCAUGGCAUCAACCUUGGCGGCUGUGGGGCAUCGUCAGUUCGGCUGCGACCAAUGCUGAUAUUCCAGAAGCAUCAUGCGGACAUCCUUCUAGGAGUGUUUGACAAGAUUGCAAAGGAGCUUUGA
Molecule: messenger RNA, 1443 nt
Organism: Fusarium vanettenii 77-13-4
Lineage: Eukaryota; Fungi; Ascomycota; Sordariomycetes; Hypocreales; Nectriaceae
Exons: 1
Coding region: 1-1443 (480 amino acids)
Biological process (GO): GABA catabolic process
Cellular component (GO): mitochondrion
Molecular function (GO): pyridoxal phosphate binding
Source: RefSeq, a predicted model, not a curated record